AUGUACUAUCUUAUUAGAUCAAGCAUAAUCUUUCUCAUGCCAAUGCAUCAUUUGAAGAAUAUAACAGUUAUAGCAAAAUAAAGCAUUUCAGAUAUGAUAUAUUCAAAUCGGGUCAUAAAGCAAUGUAUGCUCCAACCAUGCAAGUUCAUAAACAUGAUAAUGCAAGUCAUAUAAAAAUGCUGCCAUUCAUCCAUACUUUAUAAAUUCUACUCUCAGACGGACGUGCUGCUAUGGUCACUAUAAUUCCGUGACAGAGCUCGUAUUCGAGUGUUGGCCCGCGGAGCUUUGCGGUCCCAAACCCCGCGCCAAGGUUGAGGAUUUGCCGUGUGUUGGGACCGACUUGAUGUGGGUAUCCUUCUUCCUUCUUGCUGCCGAUGGAACCUUGCCUAUGCUCUACCUCUAUGGGCGCUCGGCAAAGGGAAAGAAUCAAUGUAUGCGGGGCUGAAUUGCAAGCAAAUGACUCUAUUCCAAUCAAGCAACGAUUACAUAGGACUCAUGGCAAGAUCCGGAAGGAACCUUGCGACGCCUAAACAAUCUAAGGGGAGUGAUGUUCUCCUCCUUGGCCCAAGCCUUUCGGCCGACAAACAAAGGGGUACAACCCUUGACUCUAUGCUGGAAAUUCAAAUACUAGAAGAUGAUUGCCUAAGGGCCCUAAUGGCUCCUCUUAUAGGCUGAUUGCCUUGGCUUAUUUUGAACUAAAUUCAAAUGACAAAGGACUUCUAAUUCGGCCGCAAGGGUGACUAUACUUGGCUCUCUCUUGGCCAUGUGCUGCAUUGAGGUGGGCGCUCGGGAUUGGCUGCAUGGUCGGCUCGGGCGCAAGUCUUGUGUGGAUGCUGCCAUGUGUCCGGGCGGAGCCUGAUUUGGCUGUUGUUUUGGUUGGUUGGGCUGUGCUUCCUGAUUAUGCGCCGCUGUUGCCUUGGCUCCCACGGAUUGCUGGCGUGGCUGACCUCUGCGCGUCCAUCCUUUGGCCUGUUACAUCCUGGCUGCUGGUGUCUUCUCCUGCCGAAUCCCUAUGGAAGAGCCCGCAGGCUCCUCCUUUGAUUCUGCGCGUGCGCUUUCCAUGUUUGGCUCGGCGCUGAUGCUGGGACGCUUGCCAUGUGUCCCUGUUGGUUGGCUUUGGCCGGGCGCAAUCUGCUGAUGGUUUUUCUUGUUUGGCCUUGCACGCGGAUGAUUGCCACUUGUCCUUGGGCGCGCUCUCGGUCGAGCUGACCGCGGCUUUCCUUGUUUGGCCUUGCGCCUUGCGCGCGGAUGGUUGCCACUUGUCCUUAGGCGCGCUCUUGGUCGGGCUGACCGUGGCUUUCCUUGUUUCGCUCUCGGGCGUGCGCGCGCUAGCUGAUCCGAGUCCAAUGCAUGCGGGCUCGGUUGCCUUGUUGUGUCUUUGGUCGGGCUCGACCCGUGCGCUGUCCUUGGGCUUGUCUGGCUUGGUCGCGCUCGGCCGAAUGCAGUCUUGGUCGGUCUUUGCGCUUGCUGUGCGUCCUUGUGCGUGUGUGCCCAAGUGCGCACACACGGGCUGGUGCCCCUAGUUGCCGCUCGUGCCCAUGCCCAUGUCUGGCGUGAAUCACAUACCUAGCCAUAUAAAGACUUGACUCUAAGGUUGGUCAUUAUCUUUUGAGGGAACAUCACCCAACCAUAAUAAGUGUAUCGACUCCAUUUUAUUUCAGGUUCUACCCCAAAUAUAAUUAAUCGAUCUUGUUGUGAAUCGAUCCCAAUCCGAUCUGGAGUGAACCUACAUCAAACAUAGAUUUUAAGUUAGUCACUUAUCCAGUGCUAAUCUUGCAAGUAUUUGACAGUUGAUCCAAAGUUAUCUAUCACACUGAUUUUGAUCGAGAAGAACGAGAUCUUAAAUUAUGUUACAUAAUGAGCUGAGCAUCCCUCAAUUUGGAAGAUCAAGAUUCCUUAAAUUUCGAGGACGAAAUUUUUUAUUAAGGAUGGGAGAAUGUAAUAUCCAGCCCAAAAGUGGAUUUUGGGCCGAUUGGGCCAAAGCCGGCGGGUCAAACCGGCUUCAGCCCAUGGUCGAAGAAAAGACUAAAACAGAGGAUCACAAUAGUCUUCUUUCUCAAGAGUAACGGAGGCGAGAUAGGAGCGGGGACAUCGCGGCCUCUUGAAUGGCCUCCGAUCCCGCUCAACCGCCGCGAGCAUCACGGCGGUGAACAAGCCUCAGCCAUUUCGAAUAGCGCCUAUAAAAAAAAAGAGGAAAGGAAGAAAGAACCCGGAUCGCUCACCAUCCCGAUCAUUUCCAACUCUUCCACUCUUCUUUUCUCCCUCCUUCCUCCUCGGCUAGGGUUUUCAGAGCCCUUACCUAUGCCGCCGGAGUGGGUGGUCGCAGCUUCUUCCUGGAACUAGGUGCGGUGAAGUUGUCGUCGCGAUCUAGGAUUUGCAAGCGAACCGAGAUAAUUAAGGCGAUUAGGAGCGGAAAAGAGUAAAUAAAAAUUGGAGUUGAAGCAUAGUUACAGAGAUUCUUAGAAGUAUCUAUGUUAAUAAGUUUGGGGGCUUCGUGUUAUUGUUGACAGCAACCUACAAUAGCACGGCCGUGUCAUGAACCAGAUCUACGGCACCAAAAAAUCAUGCUCGGAUCCGGGACGUGACAAAGACGGCGACGGCUGGAUGUUUCCGAAGGAAUGGACUCCGCCUUGUGGGAGCUGCUGCACAAAGAAAUACGCCAAUCUCGUCCAAAUUCCAUGGAGAGUUUUCUGCAAGAAGGGGUGCGAUACAGAUGGUGAGACCUGGGAAGAAUGUGAAGGCUGGCUGCACAUGCUAUCAGAUUCAUGUGUGAUUCAAAAUUAUGAGGUGCAGAGUGUGGCGCACACCGCGUGUAUGCGGUCUUCCCUUACAUGUGCAUGUAUAGGAGAGUGCAAUGAGAUAUGCUAUAAGGAUCCAGUUUUCAAGGACCACCAGUGGAGUGCCUAUAUUGAUAGAUCUCCGGGACAUGACAAUUAUUCUUUGGACUGCUUCCAUGCCUGUGUUUCUGGCUGUGGUUUCAAGUUUGAUACUCCACCUGAGAAGGUCGACCAAGUUCAGCCAAACAGGCCACCAAAGCCACCCACUGCGAGCAAACCUAGACUUGCAGCAUCAAAUGUGAAACCUACUCCAACAACUGAUGAUUUACCUUGCACAUCAGCAUAGAAAUUCCAGUAUAUUUUCUCAGCCAAUGUCUCAUACCAGUUACAGGAAGCUUGUAAUAUGGGUGCCAUCUUCCAGCAACCUGCAACAUGCCUGCAUCCCCAAGUGGCUUGUUUUAUUGUUCAGUUGGGGCUUUCACAACUUGUCUAACUGAAGCUUACAUCAGUGGCCGAUUAUGGAAUGCCAGAAUGUAAGUGGACAAAGGAGUAUGCUGACGGCCAUUGUGAACCAUCUAUUGAACUAUGUUUCUUGCAUUAUACCAAUGCAGUUAAAUUUUUCCAACUGGUACUUAUA
Molecule: messenger RNA, 3414 nt
Organism: Phoenix dactylifera (date palm)
Lineage: Eukaryota; Viridiplantae; Streptophyta; Magnoliopsida; Arecales; Arecaceae
Source: RefSeq, a predicted model, not a curated record